AUGACAAAAGAAAAGGAGAGACAUUUUUCUUUUUUUCUCUCUGGCAAAACUGGGGGUGCAAAAAGAAGAAUAAGUAGAAAAAGGGUCACUGAUUUUUAUUCUUACAUUGAGUUAAGUGUUGUUGUAUUGUAUUUUUUUCAAGUGUUUUCUUCUUCUGCCUUUGUAAUCACCAGUUUCAUUAUCUCUCAAUACACACACUACACACUACACCCACAGAUAUAUAUAUAUACCCUAUUUCUUCUCCUUUUUAACACAUUCUUUCUUUAUUUGGUUUUCAUUUUCAAUUUUUUACCAUUCCUUUAUUCAUUUUCCCAUUCUCUUUUUGGUUUUCCCUUCUUCCCUUCCUCCUCCCUUCUUCUACAUUUUGUGUUUUCAUUUGUUUCAACAUUUUUUUUUUUUCGUCUUGUUUUAGAUUACAUUUUUUUGUUCAAGAAAAGAAACAACAACAAUAACAAAUUACUUACAUCCAGUUCAUUCACUAAGUAUAACUUAUUCAUUCACUACAUUUCAUUCCAAAUUGUAUUCAAUUCAGUUUUAGUUUUAGUUCUAUUUGAUUUGUUUAACACAUCUCCCUUUAAAUCAAACAAUUAA
This is a messenger RNA of Candida albicans SC5314, 591 nucleotides long. RefSeq lists its product as uncharacterized. NCBI's taxonomy places the organism in Eukaryota, Fungi, Ascomycota, Pichiomycetes, Serinales, Debaryomycetaceae. The transcript has a single exon. The record is from RefSeq and is a predicted model, not a curated record. The coding region runs from base 1 to 591 and encodes 196 amino acids.